Molecule: messenger RNA, 7539 nt
Organism: Schistocerca nitens (vagrant locust)
Lineage: Eukaryota; Metazoa; Arthropoda; Insecta; Orthoptera; Acrididae
Gene: Nup98-96
Product: nuclear pore complex protein Nup98-Nup96
Exons: 17
Coding region: 124-2880 (918 amino acids)
Biological process (GO): post-transcriptional tethering of RNA polymerase II gene DNA at nuclear periphery; RNA export from nucleus; protein import into nucleus
Cellular component (GO): nuclear pore; nuclear pore cytoplasmic filaments
Molecular function (GO): structural constituent of nuclear pore
Source: RefSeq, a predicted model, not a curated record
UGUGUUUCGCAUAUAGCCUUGACUGUUUACUGACUCUACGCAGUGGAUUGAAAGGUUUUGUGUUUACGUUGGUGGAGAAGUAAAUCGAUUUCAAUGUUUGGAUAUUGAUAAGAAGAAGAAGAAAUGUUCCAGAAUAUAAAACCAACUUUUGGCAGUGGUGGCUUCAGCAGCGGCACAACGGCGACGCCUUUUGGGCAGUCCCCGUUUGGCAAACCAGCUGGCGGUGGGUUUGCCACCCCUGCAUUUGGUUCUACGCCAUCCUCAUUGUUUGGCAGUACUGCAACAUCUGCUGGAGGUGGUGUGUUUGGUGCUGCAACAACUACCCCUGUAUUUGGCCAGGCUGCUACCACACAGUCCACAGGAUUUGGUUUUGGAGCAAAUACUACAGGUACCACAAACCUCUUUGGCAGUCCACAGACAUCUGUGGGUGGGACUGGUCUUUUCGGUUCCACAUCAUCUUCUGCAUUUGGUCAGAAUAAACCAACAGCAUUUGGUGGCUUUGGUACAUCAACAGGCACCACAGGGGGUGGGUUGUUCGGACAGACACAACCCAGCCUCUUUUCACAGCCCGCGUCUACUGGGAACACCCUCUUCAGUUCAGGGUUUGGCAGUUCGGCUUCAAAUACUGGAACUGCCAUGGUGAAGUUUACUCCUGUUACUGGUUCUGAUACCAUGAUGAAAGGUGGAGUAACUCAAACCAUCAACACGAGGCAUCAUUGUAUCACAUUUAUGAAGGAGUAUGAGAACAAAAGCUUGGAGGAACUGCGUUAUGAAGAUUACAUAGCAGGUCGUAAAGGUCCUCAAGGCACUGGAACAGGUGUAGCAACUGGCGGUGGGCUCUUCCAGCAGCCAGGAACAGCCUGGGGAAAUGCCGGCGCAACAGCUGCAGGAACAGGCAUAUUUGGGUCCCAGACUGACAAGCCAUCUCUCUUCUCUGCUCCGUCUACAGGUUUCGGCACUGGUACAGGUAUUUUUGGUGCCCAACCAGCACAGCAGACUGGACUCUUCGGCAAACCAACAGGUUUUGGUGCUGCUACUACUAGCUCGGGAACAGGUUUUGGAUUUAAUACCACCACCAGCUCAAAUCCAUUUGUAUCCCAGUCAAAACCAUUUGGCUCUGUUGCUCCACAAACUGGUUUAUUUGGUACCGCUACCUCACAGCCAUCAACAGGAUUUGGAACUCCAGCAGCUACUGGUUUUGGAGCCUUCGGAACACAGCAGAAUCAAGGACAGGGUAUUGGCAUCUUCAGUCAGAACAAGGCUCCAUUUAAUACUGCUCCUACAAGCACUGGCUUUUCAUUUGGUCAAAAUACAACACAGUCAAAUCUCUUUGCAAAACCUGCUGUGCAAACUUUUGGGGGGUUUGGCACAUCAACAUCCAAUUUUGGUAAUGCUGGCAGUACAGGACUUUUUAACAACACCAGCACUACAGGAUCUACACCUCUAUUUGGCCAGGGCAACACUUUCAAGCCCAGUACAACAGGAUUUGGAUUUCCAACAUCUACAAGCAACACACUAGGUACUGGUCUAGGUCUUGGCACAGGACAGUCUCUAUUUGGACAGUCAACCAAACCAACAGGUCUGUUUGGUUCUGGCACAGGCACAUUUGGAUCUUCUGGUUUUGGCAGCAACACUGGCAUUGGACUUGGAUCGACAUUGUCUAAUCCUCUGCUUGGUGGUGCCAACAAUACAAAUUUCGGGCAAACACCAGCUGCACGGGACUUUCCAGAUCUUCAGGAUAAGAUACUGGCUUUAACACAGAUGCCGUAUGGUAAUCAGCCACUGUUCAGAAACACAAUGCCGGCCACUGGAAAAGCUGAUGAAAUUUUGAAGCCUAUAAAGCACAAUCCAGAACGUGAGGCACAGUUUAAUCAAUUCAAGGUUGGAGGAGCAAACAAAAUACGUGUUAGACCUUGGGGCCAGGCUAAGAAGUCACUUUUUGAAGGACUGGAUGAUGAUUCUGGAAACUUGUCAUUCACACUUCGACCAUCACCAAAAAGAUUGUUGCUGAGUGAGAAACUGCUUGAGACACAAGUGACGUCCACAACAGAGCAUGGACCUCUUUUUGACAGAUCAGGAAAUGAUAAUGUUGGUAACAGAUCAGACAGACAUUCUGAUGUUGGCUCACCUAUUAUCACUGCGGGAAAUCGUGAUAGUUCCAGUUCAGACAAGGAAAAUGUACCCCGAUUAAUUAAUGCCAAUGUGAAUGUUGCUGAAACUCCCAAUAGAAGCAGUUCAUUGGAUAGAGAAAGCACUCCUGUUCGGGCACGGAAUAGUGCAGAAAUGGAAGCAAGAGAACAACAGCCAGUGGAGCCAUUGAGUGAUAGGUUGCAACAGUCUUCUAUAUCUGCAGGGACUGGAGCUAAUGAAGAAUUACCUGGAGAGAGGAAUAAUGAUGCAGAAACAGGUGGUCCUGUGGAACAGCACCCUGCAAGAAUUGUCUUGACACGUGCUGGAUAUUAUACAAUUCCCUCACUAGAUGAACUGGCAAGUUGUGUUGAGUCUGAUGGUAGCUGUAUUGUUGAUAACUUUACUGUUGGGCGAGAAGGUUAUGGGAAUGUCUUCUUCCCAGAUCAGAUGGAUGUUGCGGGUCUCAAUUUAGAUGAAAUAGUACAUUUUCGCCAUAAGGAAGUACUGCUUUACCCUGAUGAUAAUGUCAAGCCGCCUUUUGGUGAGGGACUGAACCGGCGUGCUCAAGUGACUUUGGAUCGUGUGUGGCCUCAAGACAAGUCCAGCCAUGAGCUAAUACGUGAUCCAGACACUCUUGUUGCUCUUGGGUUCGAAGAGAAACUAAGGCGUGUUUGCUCUCGCAUGGGCGCUAGAUUUGUCGAAUAUCGUCCACAAACUGGGUCUUGGGUAUUCAAGGUUGAUCAUUUCUGAGCAGAAUUAAAGUGUCAGUUGCAACUUGGAGUUUCAACUAACAAGAAGUAUUCAGCAAGCAACUUCUGAUGUCUUACAACAUGGAAAAUAAAUGUACGUAGCAGGAUCUCAUGCUGUUGGUUACCUUUCCUCCAGCAUUAAAUUGGUAUUGCUUUAAAAAUUUCCUAAGAAAUGUAUCCAUCCAUAAGAGACAUAUCUAGCAUCAUGUGAAAGUGCUUAAGAAAUUCAGACUUUUAUUGUGACUUUCUGAUUUUGAUUUUUGAAUCAGUUGUUUCUAGCAACUGUGUCAUCCCUGUGUUAUUCUGAAGCACUGGCAGUAAGGGUCAUCAGACUAUUUUAUAAUGCCUUGUGCUUGAGUUCUUGGAGCCUGCACUGUUAAUAUGUAACUGAAGUUCUAUUAAUUUGUGCAGUUUACCUGCUGUUGAAUUGUAUUAUCAGUAGUUGAUUAGAACAUAUAUAGUUUGUCAGUAAUGUAUGCAUCAUUGUCAUUUGAAGAAAUAUUUAUUUUUUUAAAGAAAUUUAAUGUGUAUUACAGCUUUCCUAUUUCUGCUAUAGUAGAAGGUCAGAUAAUUUGCAGCCCAUAAAUGGCUUAUCUGUUAUCAUUGUAUUGAAAACAAUUGUUUAACACAUGGUGAAAAUGAAGCAUACAGGCACUGACCAUUUUAUGGACAAAACUUUUAUUAUUACUGUAUGAAUCAUUAUUUAGGACUGACUUGAUAGAGAUAGAAAUUAUAAUGGUUGUUUCUGAGUAUGUUCCUAAGAUAAGUGUAUUUAAGCUGUACAUUGUUGUUAUUCAAGUUUGUUUAUAAUAUCUGUUCAAAUAACUCAUUAUUACUGUUAAAUAAAUCUUUUUUGAAGGACACUUUAGUUAAUAGAUCAGUUCAUAUAGGUAAAUGAGAGAAUUCCAUGUUUUUCUGUUUUACUGUAGUUUUAAAUAUGUCUUAUGCAACAUAAUACAGCUGAGUUAGAAUGCACAUUGUUGUUUCAUUCCUCUUUCAUUAAUUGUAAAUCAUUAGCUAAGUUUUGUUCCUGGCAUGAGUUUGCUGAUUUAUUCUGAGUGACUGAGCGUGUUCACCAUUAUGGUAUUAUGUUCAUUUUUAGAUCCCCCCCCCCCCUCCAGAUGUGACAAUUUAAAAAACUUAUUCACGCCACAUAAUUUGUGACAUGUUUGCAUUUCAUUUUCAUGCUUUCCAGAAGCCGCAGCAAUAUCAAAAUUCUGCUAAAGUGACCUGUGGGUCUUGCAAGUGUACAAUUUGAGUAAUAUUCUUACUUCGUAUAUUAAAUCUUUGUAUAUGCGUGUACUUCAUUAUUAUUAUUAUUAUUAUUAUUAUUAUUAUUAUUAUUAUUAAUGUUGUUGCUCUUCUGUUAAUUGGUCAUUUAGGGAUGACGAUAAACUUAAUUUAGCAUUAUGACAGUUGUGUCUCCGGGACCCAGCUUCUUUUCAUCAACACAGUGUGUAUAGCAUUUUAUUAUUAUUUAAAUCUGAUGUGCAGAGGAAUGCUGUUUUCCCGCCGUAUGUGGUGCUGUAUCAGUACUUCUAAGGCUUUGUUUUACGUGUGACAAUCACAUGUGGCAUCUGUUUGGAACAGCUUUGUUUGCUCACAUCUUAUCUCUAAAGUGAUAGAUAUCUUCAUUCUUCUUUGCAGGUGCUCAGUUUCACCUUUCUAAAUCGAUGAUCUUCACGGAUAUUUGAUUCUUCAUAGUGUGUGUGUGUGUGUGUGUGUGUGUGUGUGUGUAAAAGGGAGAGGGAGACUCUGACCGACCUUUAGCUAAAAUGUUUCUUUUGUUACAUUUUGGGGGUUAUUUACAAUUUUAAUUUAAUAAGAACCAUUGUAUCAGUGGAUUUUGUGAUAUAUGAGGAUUUUACCAGUUGCUUGGUGCAGCAUGUGCAUGUUGAUGCUAUUGAAUUCAAAGUUAUUUUGUAAUUUAUUGUUUUUCUCUGUUGUGUGUGUGCUGCAACUUUUAUCCAUAGAAGGACAGUUAUUAAGUAGUAAUAUUACCUUUAGCUUUUCCAGAAAAUGUUGUUUAUACCCCUGUACUGUUUCUGUAAUGAAAUUAAACAGUUGCUGAAAAAAUGCGAGAAUUCUAUUAAUAAGCAUAAUUACAUUGUGCAUAAGUUACUGAAAAAUUAUCAAUUUUUUGUACAUAUCAUUUGGUAUUUUCUUAUUUGGUGAAUUUUCUCCCACCCAUAUACAGCAAUUAAUGCGAGUGAAACUAAAUUUUUGUUUAUGAACAUGCAGUGAAGAAUAACUCAACACAGCUGAUUUUUGAGUUAGCCAUUACUUAGUAGUUCAUAUUUCAGUGUUGCGGAUAAUAUUUUAUAAGUUGUUGUGUCUGUGUAACUUGAGCUUUAUUGUAUCAUUGUGUAGUUUAGAAUUGAGAUCAAAGUAAGUUAAGUAAGUGAUUCGUAAUGACCUGUUUCAUUGGUUGUGUAAAGUAAAAAUUAAACUACCUAACUUGAAAGAAGUUAAGUGAAUUGCAGUAACAGACCUUUAAUAACUCAUAAUGUAUGUAAAUAUUUUUAAAAAAUUGGGCAUCAAGGUGGUGUUGCUAUUAAGAAACAGGAAGUUUGCUACUCAUUUUACAUAUUGAUUAGUUGCAGUAAAAUGGUCUGGUUGAAAUACCUGUUUGGCUCAUUGUUUACUCUACUGUUUUAUAAAGCAUACAACCAUUUACCCUUCUGAAGUAACUUUACAAUUACGAGUUUUCAUGUAUUUUGCUUGUCUUCUAAAUUUUAGUGUAACAAGCAGAGAAAAGAAUGUCGUGUGAAUACAUGCUGAAUGUGAGUAUUAAAACAUUUAUCUGUCGACUGCAGAGACAAAUUGAUGAUUUGAAAAUUAAUAAGUAGAGUAACAGGAUGAUGUGGUAAAAUUUUUAAAUGUGUUUAUGGUUAUUUAUGUGACAAAAAUGAUAGAUAUGGUGUACAGCCGUUUUGUAUACUAGGGCAGUUCAAUAAGUAAUGCAACACAUUUUUUUUCUGAAACAGGGGUUGUUUUAUUCAGCAUUGAAAUACACCAGGUUAUUCCCCAAUCUUUUAGCUACACAACACUAUUUUUCAACGUAAUCUCCAUUCAAUGCUACGGCCUUACGCCACCUUGAAAUGAGGGCCUGUAUGCCUGCACGGUACCAUUCCACUGGUCGAUGUCGGAGCCAACGUCGUACUGCAUCAAUAACUUCAUCAUCAUCCGCGUAGUGCGUCCCACGGAUUGCGUCCUUCAUGGGGCCAAACAUAUGGAAAUCCGACGGUGCGAGAUCGGGGCUGUAGGGUGCAUGAGGAAGAACAGUCCACUGAAGUUUUGUGAGCUCCUCUCGGGUGCGAAGACUUGUGUGAGGUCUUGCGUUGUCAUGAAGAAGGAGAAGUUCGUUCUGAUUUUUGUGCCUACGAACACGCUGAAGUCGUUUCUUCAAUUUCUGAAGAGUAACACAAUAACUUCAGAGUUGAUCGUUUGACCAUGGGGAAGGACAUCGAACAGAAUAACCCCUUCAGCGUCCCAGAAGACUGUAACCAUGACUUUACUGGCUGACGGUAUGGCUUUAAACUUUUUCUUGGUAGGGGAGUGGGUGUGGCGCCACUCCAUUGAUUGCCGUUUUGUUUCAGGUUCGAAGUGAUGAACCCAUGUUUCAUCGCCUGUAACAAUCUUUGACAAGAAAUUGUCACCCUCAGCCACAUGACGAGCAAGCAAUUCCGCACAGAUGGUUCUCCUUUGCUCUUUAUGGUGUUCGGUUAGACAACGAGGGACCCAGCGGGAACAAACCUUUGAAUAUCCCAACUGGUGAACAAUUGUGACAGCACUACCAACAGAGAUGUCAAGUUGAGCACUGAGUUGUUUGGUGAUCCGUCGAUCAUCUCGAACGAGUGUGUUCGCACGCUCCGCCAUUGCAGGAGUCACAGCUGUGCACGGCCGGCCCGCACGCGGGAGAUCAGACAGUCUUGCUUGACCUUGCGGCGAUGAUGACACACGCUUUGCCCAACGACUCACCGUGCUUUUGUCCACUGCCAGAUCACCGUAGACAUUCUGCAAGCGCCUAUGAAUAUCUGAGAUGCUCUGGUUUUCCGCCAAAAGAAACUCGAUCACUGCCCGUUGUUUGCAACGCACAUCCAUUACAGACGCCAUUUUAACAGCUCCGUACAGCGCUGCCACCUGUCGGAAGUCAAUGAAACUAUACGAGACGAAGCGGGAAUGUUUGAAAAUAUUCCACAAGAAAUUUCCGGUUUUUUCAACCAAAAUUGGCCGAGAAAAAAAAAUGUGUUGCAUUACUUAUUGAACUGCCCUCGUACAUGCACAACUAGAUAAAGACCUUGUGUUAUUCCAGCUCUGAAUUAAAUUAAUUUGUGUGCUUUGUGUUGUGAGAUUGCAAAUAUUGAUUUCUUUUCCUGUCUUAUUCAAAGUAUUCAGAAAUGACACUCUCUUUCACUAGUGAUGGAGGAGAAUAAUUCAGUGCUCGAUUUGAACUAUGGCCCCAGCACUGUCAGUGUACAAAAGUAGCUCGGAACUAAAUUGUGCUACAUUUGUGUUAACCAUCUCUUCCAAGCGAUGGUUAUCCAAAAAUUGUCUGUUGUUGUACAUUCAUUGUAAACUUUCUUAUAUUGUUCUUUGUAGGUUAUUAUAAAGACAAAUUUUUAUUAAUGAUUCAGACUAGCUGUGGAUGGCAGAUAUA